This is a messenger RNA of Chelonus insularis, 1482 nucleotides long. Its product is annotated as jerky protein homolog-like. Gene Ontology annotation, cellular component: nucleus. Gene Ontology annotation, molecular function: DNA binding. The transcript has 2 exons. The record is from RefSeq and is a predicted model, not a curated record. The coding region runs from base 1 to 1482 and encodes 493 amino acids. NCBI's taxonomy places the organism in Eukaryota, Metazoa, Arthropoda, Insecta, Hymenoptera, Braconidae.
AUGCGAACAGCUAAGAAUACAUCCAUCGAUAAUGCUGUUUGGCUGUGGUUUAAGGAAAAACGUGCUGCAGGGGUAGCAUUAACAGGACCAAUUUUACAAGAAAAAGCAAGAAUGUACAAUGAACAAUUAGGUGCUAGUGACAAUUUUUGUGCAAGCAAUGGAUGGCUACGAUCUUUCAAAGAAAGACAUGGGUUAAAAUGUAAAAAAAUUUGUGGAGAACAAUUAUCAGCCAAUCAAGAGGCUGUGCCUAGAUUCAAAGAAGAGCUUUUAGAUUUCAUUCGAAGUGAGAAUUUAAGUCAUCACCAAAUUUUCAAUUUUGAUGAAACAGGACUAAACUAUAGAGCUUUACCAAAAUCAACUCUCUGUGAAAAAUCAGAACUUCAUCCAUCUGGUGUUAAAGGUCGUACAGAAAGGAUUACUGUGAUGGCGUGUAGUAAUGUUUCUGGCACGUGUAAACUUCCACUUGUUGUAAUUGGUAAAUGGGCUAGACCUCGUCAUUUACGGAAUAUUGAAAUACCUGUUUCGUAUAAAAGUCAGAAAAGUGCGUGGAUGACAAGUGACCUAUUUGUUUCUUGGUAUGAAAUGGAAUUUGUACCAUACGUAAAAGCUUUCUUACAAGCAUCGAAUUUACCUCCUAAAGCUCUGCUAUUGAUGGAUAAUUGCUCUUCACACAAUAAAGUUACUAAUAAAGAUGGAAUUCUUGUUAAAUUCUUUCCUCCAAAUACAACAUCGCUAAUCCAACCCAUGGACCAAGGUUGUCUUCAGAAUCUAAAACUAUUAUAUAAAGAAAAUCUUAUGAGACAUAUUAUUCAAUGUAUUGAUAAUAAACUGUCAUUAAGUGAUGCUAUUAAACAAGUUAAUCUCAGAAAUGCUAUUUUUUGGGUAGCAGAUGCAUGGAAAAGAAUGAACUUAUCCACAAUCCAAAAAUCAUGGAACCAAGUAUGGCCAUUAGAAGAUCGUCCGCAAAUCUGUAAUACUUCAUCCCAACCAAGAAUGGAACUUUUGCUAGUUCAAUUUCUGAGACUGCUCCAAAACACAUUAGUGUUUAAGCAAAUAAAUAUGUCUCAAUUAAAAGCAUGGCUAAACCACCCUUAUUUGAUGACUACUGAUGAGUGCCUUACUGAUUCCGAAAUUUUACAAGUAACAAGAGAAGAAAAUCAUUUAGAAGAAGAUAAUAAUGAUACAAAUAUUGCUGAAAGUGGAGAAGAAUACUUAAGUAAUUGGAAGAAAUUUACGAAUGAUUUCAGGAAAAACGAAGAAAAUCGCUAUAUUAUAGAUCAAGAAAGAAAUAAUAAUGAAGACAUUAAUAAUAAUUUUCAUUCAACACUGUCUAAAAAAGAAGCUGACCUUUGCUUUAAUCAUUUAUUUAGUUUUUGCAAAGAUAAUAACUACCCUGAAAAAGUUAUUACAGCUCUAAAUGAUGUUAAGAAAGAAAUAGAUAAAUGUCAUUCACCUAUUCAUGGUCGUAAAUCAUCAAACUAG